UGCCAGUUGUUUACGGAAGUGAUAUCAAGAGGCUAGGUUGCGCGCGCAACCGGUAGGCAGAAGGCAACAAUGGCCACCGACAACAAUGCGAAUCGCUGUAGCAUGGAAGUUAAACAAUGGUCAGAUUAUGUGCUGAAGUUAUCUGUUGAAGACCGCGAGAGGUAUAUUUCAAAGCUGACAUCUGGUGAGGGUACUCGUAGUUUGCCAGACCCCUAUUGUUUGGCGAGCGGCUGGGUUGACGACCCGUCUUUGUGGCCGGCCAUAACAUUUACGGACAUAUAUUUCUAUCUUGUGGAUACACCAGGACAAUUCACUCACGACAGUUUGAGGGCGUACAAAUCCUUAAAAGCGUACGACUACGUGGAAAGUGGACAUGUUUACCCUAUCUUUUAUAAUGCAAUUGACGACCAGUCACCUUACUGCAUUUUGAAGACGAAGGUGAUUCCAUCCCAGCGCCUUCGUGACAAACCACAUCAGCCAUGGGUUUGUGUCAAGAAAUCUGAGGGGACAGUGUUUUGUGCCCACUGCACGUGUAUGGCUGGACUUGGAGAGGUAUGCAGUCAUGUGGCAGCCCUACUGUCGUUCAAGGUUGAUGCAGCUGUGAGGGCAGGAUUAACCUCAAAAGCUUGCACCAGUGAAGCGUGCAAGUGGAAUGCUGCUUACAGAAAAGAACUCCAGCCCACCCCACUGUGUGAGGUUCAGCAUCUGUUUGGACGUCGUCGGAAGGCAAACACUCCAUCUGUGUCAGGAACAGGAAAAGCUCCACUUCCUGAUAUUGAAACACUUAAGUCGUUGAAAAGUGUAUGCCCUAAUGCUGACAGAAUCACUGAUGAAAAUCUCGAGUCUGUUUGUGAGGAGCAGUGGAACUCUUAUCAGUGCGAACCGGCACAGAUUAGCAACUUGGAGGAAGUUACCAAGAACCAAGCUAUUAGCCCUCUUUGGUUUGAACACCGAAAAGGAAGAAUAACCGGAACCAAAGCCCAUGAUAUCUUGGUGAUGAAGAAGACCACAGAUCCAAAGAACACCAUCAUGAAGGUAAUGGGCUAUAACACAAAGGACAUCUCCAAGAAAGCUGCAGUUGCCUGGGGCAGUGACAAUGAGGCCAGAGCACGUAAACAGGCUGAGCUGAGAUUUCCCCCGUGUAAAUGCUGGUAUGGCAAGCUGCGCACCACAUGCAGCAAGGUCAUCCGAAAUAAGGAAUCCGCGAUCAGCAAGGAUCAGAUCCCCAUGUUCCAGAAGCUGAAGGAAUCCUGA
Molecule: messenger RNA, 1254 nt
Organism: Haliotis rubra (blacklip abalone)
Lineage: Eukaryota; Metazoa; Mollusca; Gastropoda; Lepetellida; Haliotidae
Source: RefSeq, a predicted model, not a curated record